Molecule: messenger RNA, 1346 nt
Organism: Cuscuta epithymum
Lineage: Eukaryota; Viridiplantae; Streptophyta; Magnoliopsida; Solanales; Convolvulaceae
Source: the annotation of a GenBank genome assembly
AAAGCUUUUUUUGAGCGGUUGAACUCGCUUCUUCUCCCAUCGGACGGUGGUACAACUUUAAACAAAUCCCAUUGAAAUGCUGUGAUAAUAAUACGGAGUAAUAUCAAUCUCCUCUCUGCGAUUAGGGUUCUUUUCUUCUCGCAGACAAGCUGGUUCGGAUAUGGUAAAUACUCAUAAAUUUUUAUUCCUUGCUAUCUCUUUUAUGCGCAUGACUUGUUUAUGUUUCUUAGCCAGUCGCUGUAAUUUGACCGAUGCUUCAAUUUGUUUUCUUUCGCAGGCUGAUUCUCCCCGAAAAAGGUAUUCACGAUCUCCUUCUCCAUGGGGAGAAAGGUCUCGCUCAAGAUCAAGGUCAAGGUCUCGCUCUAGGUCAUGGUCAAGGGAAAGGGGACGGUCUAGAAGUCGUGACAGGAAUGCUCCUCCUAAUCCUGGGGACACCCUCUAUGUUACUGGUUUAUCUUCUAGAGUUACAGACAGGGAUCUUGAAGAACAUUUCUCCAAGGAGGGAAAGGUGAAAUCAGUGUUUCUAGUUGUGGAGCCACGGUCCCGGAUCUCUCGAGGAUUUGCUUUUGUAACAAUGGAUAGUGCUGAUGAUGCGAAUCGCUGUGUUAAACACCUCAAUCAAUCAGUUCUCGAAGGUCGAUAUAUAACUGUAGAGAAGUCCCGAAGGAAACGUCCAAGGACUCCAACACCUGGGCACUAUCUUGGGCUCAAGAGCACCAGGGGUGAGGGUUAUCGUGGUGGUGAACGUGGGAGGUAUCGUGGCUACAAUGACUACAGCUAUCGAAGGUCACCGCCAAGGCGUUCACCGCCUAGGCGUUCACCACCAUAUCGAGGUGGAAGGGAUUAUUCGCCUAGGCGUUCACCAUACGGGGGAAGGUCAAGAAGGGAUCGGUCCAGGUCAUAUUCUCCCUAUCAUCACAGUCUUGAUAGGAACUAUGCUCGAGGUGGAAGAUAGGAUCUCUCUUCAUGGAUUUGAUCUGUUUCUAUGUGUACCUUAUGAAAGGACCCAUUCACAAGGGCUUUCUAGCUGAGUUUGUCUUAAAUAUUUGUUGAAGAUCAUGAAUGUUGAUGCGUGUUUUCUCUUACAUAGCUUCAUGCCCGCUGUCAUGCUUUAAACUUUUAAAAGAAUAUUCUAAAAAAAAGCAUUAACAUUUUGAUGUGUAACAGUGUAAGCAUCAAGUUAUUUGUGUUUAUUGUUGUCGAGAACUUGUAUACCCGUCAAGUGUUGUUGUCUUGCAUUCAUAGGUGAAGUAAAACUGUGGAAUAUGUGGGAGAAAAGUUGCAGUUUGAUUUUAUAUGGAGUACUGAAUGUUCACAUAAAUGUUUGGAAAUAAUUACAUCAAUUC